Molecule: messenger RNA, 2075 nt
Organism: Anarrhichthys ocellatus (wolf-eel)
Lineage: Eukaryota; Metazoa; Chordata; Actinopteri; Perciformes; Anarhichadidae
Gene: rsph1
Product: radial spoke head component 1
Exons: 9
Coding region: 87-920 (277 amino acids)
Biological process (GO): axoneme assembly; spermatid development
Cellular component (GO): motile cilium; nucleus
Source: RefSeq, a predicted model, not a curated record
AGCGCACUGAGCAUCUUCCCAGUCUUUACUGACGUUAGCUCAAACUUUAGCGUACAUCGUCCACACUUCGAAAGUGACUGAGGACUAUGUCGUAUGUAGGCUCUGAUGAGUUGGAUGAUGACCGCAGUAAAUUCGGGCAAUAUGAAGGGGACAGGAAUGAAGCAGGGGAGAGGCACGGAGUCGGGAAAGCUGAUCUGCUCAACGGAGACAUAUAUCAGGGUCGGUACGAGUACGGCUCGAGGCACGGACAGGGGACAUAUCGCUUCGAGAAUGGGGCAAGAUAUGUGGGAGACUAUUACCAGAACAAGAAACAUGGACAGGGCACCUUCUACUAUCCAGAUGGCUCUCAAUAUGAAGGGUCGUGGGUUGAGGACCUGAGGCAGGGUCAUGGGGCCUACACGUACCCCAACAGAGACACGUAUGAUGGAGAGUGGCUGCUUCAUAUGAGGCAUGGACAGGGCAUUUACCACCACAGUGAAACCGGCUCAAUGUACAAAGGCUCAUGGGUGAAUGGCAAGAUGGAGUCAGCUGGAGAGUAUAUCCACUCUAACCACAGAUACAAGGGCAACUUUGUCAACAAUAGUCCACGCGGUCUGGGGAAGUACGUGUUCGACACUGGGUGUGAGCAGCACGGUGAAUACCAUCAAGCAGAGCAGAAACUCCAGCCAGCGACUGAUGAGGAGAAUGGUAAACAUAUAAAAACACAGAAGUCGCCCUACCCGGGCUCCAGAGACGGUUAUCUCACUUUAGGGACCUCAGGAGGAGCAGAGGAGGAUCGAGCUGAGGGCGAGUUGGCCUCAACCACCGCCCUCAAUUGGAUUCCUAAGUAUGUCACGGGCCUGACGCUGUGGACUCCAGGCAAAGACACUUCAGGUGGGGAAAAGGAAAGCUCUUCAGCAGAGGAGGGAGCAGAGAACUGACCUGUGAUAUCAAUCCACAAUCCUGCAUCUUUCAACCUGUUUACAAAGCAAAACAACAUAAAUAUACUCAUACAUAUGUAAAUAAAUCUGUUAAGCUUGUGUUUUCCCAUGAAGGUGUGUGGUUGUAGCAACUGGAAACUUUCCAUUGCCUACUGUAAUGAAUUACCAUUGGAUGUAUACAGUGUGCACUUUUCAUACAGUGCCGUGCCAUUCUGUGGCAGUUUACAGAGCAACGUAUAUCUUCUUAUGUGAGAAGGGAAACUUUAUCCUAAUAAUGUAACCAAAAAUAACAACCCCCAUUACAAGUUUAACCUUAGUACAGUAGCUGCAGAGCCAGUCGAAGCCUUUUCGGGGCCCUAAGCAAGUUUCAGUUCGGGGCUCCAAGCAGCUCAUUAGUUUAAGUCAUAUCCAUUUUUAUUUGUAUAGCGCCAAAUCACAACAGAAAGUAUCUCAUGAGAGUUUUCGUAAAGAGCAGCUCUAGACCGUACCCUUCAAUUUACAGAGACCAACCAUUUCCCCAUGAGCCAGCAGCGACCCUUUACCAGGAAGACCUGGAACAGAACCAGGCUCUGAGUGGGCAGUGAGUUUACCAAAUAUGCCUCAGACCGCCAAGAACUGCAAAACUAGCAGACCCGACUAGGAGUCCCCUGUAUUUCUCAUACUUCAUUCUGUUCAAUGCACUUCACUCAGUGUUACAUUCUGAAGAACAUGUGUGAGUGAAAGAGCAUAGGGAGUGAGGUGGACUCCUGGAGGCUUUCAGACAACUUAUAUGCUUUAUGAUUAGCUUCUAUCAAAUGAAUGGAAACAAAUUGAGCUGACUAAAAGGAAAUAUGUGCUGAAAAUACCAAGUGUGCUCAGACAAAUGUAGGGGAGGAUUCAUUGUUUGGAAGAGCUGAUUUAGUAGCUGCUAAGAAAUCAAUUCGUUAUUAUUUCACAAACAAACACAUUCUCUUUGUCCAUAAUAAUUCUUCAAGGUGUAAAAAUCUUGAUUAAAAUCAUUUAGACAUGUUUUUCGAUCUUGUUGUAAAUUUGUUUUCAUUGAGUGAAUCUUAUAUCAGCCUUAAAUAUGAACAGUAGUUGUGAACAACACAGAGAGCUCAUGGUUCAAUAGAACAAGACGUGGUUUACAGUUUGAAGUGACUGAAGGUCAGAGAA